AUGGUCGGAACCAGGCGCAACCUCCUCAGCAAGAAUUCGAGCUACACCAACGGCAACGGGACAGAAAAUGUCGUCAAGGGCCGCCACCGUGAAGACAUUGAAAGCGGCUAUGGAUCAAUCAACCCGGUCAAUUCCCAGCACAGGUUUCGCGAUGCGAUCAAGCAAACCAUGUACUCGACUCGCGCGAGCGAUAUGAAGAAGAAGUUGAUCGAUAACGUGGAUCAUACCAUGCUAGAGCACUUCAGAAAGAGCGAUACGAGCCUCGAAUGUAUACCGAAUAAGAAACUGCGCGCAUUCUACGAAGAACAGAACCGACGUCUCGACGACUGGUUGGAGGUUGACAUGGUGGUCUCAUCGCUCGCAGACGACAUUGUCGACAGCAUGCACCCACUUGAUACAGAUGGAGAUGGCGUGGCUGAGGACAGAGGGCCUCUCGGCACAAGUGGAGAGAGUCUCGAACCCUUCCUCCCAGAAGACGAACGUGAAAGACGAAGGAAGUCCGCUAAGCACGUGAGAUGGGCGAUCAAUAUCAACGUAUUUGUCAACAUCCUCCUGUUGGCCGCGAAAGGUGUCGCAGCCCUCUGGUCAAACUCCCUCUCGCUCAUCGCAUCUCUCGUCGAUUCCGCACUCGACCUCCUGUGCACGGUCAUCAUCUGGACAACGAAUAAAUUGGUGGGAUGGCGUUUAAGCAAGCUCAAGAAAAAGUUUCCGGUUGGAAGGAGACGCCUCGAGCCGAUCGGCAUCCUCGUGUUCUCCAUAAUUAUGGUCAUCUCUUUCUUGCAGAUUCUGAAAGAGUCAGUCGAAAAAUUGCUGCCCAGCGGUAACCACAAGAUCGCGGAGCUGCCGCCUGCGGCUAUAUUCGCCAUGGUUGCCACCAUUGUUGUCAAGGGCACAAUCUGGUUUGGAUGCGCAAGGGUCAAGACAACACAAGUCCAAGCGCUGGCGCAGGACUGCAAAACAGACGUCUACUUCAACACCCUAUCACUGCUCUUCCCACUCAUCGGCCACAAAGCGCAUAUUUGGUGGCUUGAUCCGCUCGGUGCAGCUGGCCUGUCGCUCUUCAUCAUCUAUGACUGGGCUGGUACUUGUCUCGAGAAUAUCACCCGACUCACAGGCGAAGCUGCAAGCGCAAACAUGGAGCGUAAGAUAUUGUUCAUGGCGUAUAGGUUUGCACCGCUUGUCGAUGGCUUCAAGUCCAUGAAGUGCUACCAUGCUGGCGAUGGUGUAUGUGUUGAAAUCGAUGUGCUAAUGCCCGAGGAUGCGUCACUGAGUCGGUGCCACGAUGUUGCCGAGACGCUCCAAUAUUGCUUAGAAGGAUUGAAAGAGGUUGAUAGGGCUUUUGUCACAAUUGAUUCUAACGUACGACAGACACUGCGCAAGGUCCUACUGGCCAUGCCCUUUCAGACGGCGAAUAAGUCAUGUGUUGUGGCUGAGCAAACUUAA
This is a messenger RNA of Parastagonospora nodorum SN15, 1443 nucleotides long. RefSeq lists its product as hypothetical. Gene Ontology annotation, cellular component: membrane. The transcript is spliced from 4 exons. Gene Ontology annotation, biological process: monoatomic cation transport; transmembrane transport. The record is from RefSeq and is a predicted model, not a curated record. Lineage: Eukaryota; Fungi; Ascomycota; Dothideomycetes; Pleosporales; Phaeosphaeriaceae. Bases 1 to 1443 code for a protein of 480 amino acids. Gene Ontology annotation, molecular function: monoatomic cation transmembrane transporter activity.